AUGGCGCCGCCACCACCGCUACAGCUCUCCUUCACGACGCUCGACGUCUUCACCGACACGCGCUUCGCCGGCAACCCGCUGGCGGUGGUGCGCGUGCCGGGCAACGAGGCCGCUGUCGCCCGCCUCACGCAGGAGGUCAAGCAGCGCAUCGCGCGCGAGUUUAACCUCAGCGAGACCGUCUUCCUGCACGAUGCCGCCGCAGACGACGACGAAACCGCGAACGGCACGUCGUCGUCCCGCCGGCGGGUCGUGGACAUCUUCACCGUCGACCAGGAGCUGCCGUUUGCGGGCCACCCGACCAUCGGCACGGCGGUGCUGGUGCGCGACGUCCUGCGCUGGGACCACGUCGACACGCUCGUCACCAAGGCCGGCGCCAUUGGCAUCACGGUGGAGGGGGCAGCGCCCCACGACGACGACGAUGCUGGUGCCGCUCCUAGCAGCAGUAGCACCUCGUGGGCGCAGCGGCUACGGCAGCGGCGCAUACUCGCGCAGAUCCCGCACGACGUACACGUGCACACCCGGACGCUGCGCGACAUUCUCGGCGACGACGGCAGCAGCAGCGGGGGCAUGCUCGGCGAGGAGGAGGCGGUGCUGGCCGCUCGCGCGCAGCUGUCAGACGACGCGGCCACGCGCGAGGCCGAGCUGGCGGCGCCCGCGGUGAGCAUCGUCCGGGGCAUGACGUUCCUGCUCGUCGAGCUGCCGUCCGUGGCGCACCUCGCGCGCGUCAACGUCGGCAAGCGGCUCGACUUUGGCGGCGGCCUGGCGCGGGCGCUGCUGGACGAGGGGCCGUGGCACGACAGCUUCGUGUCGCGGUACUACUACGUCAAGAAAGGGGCGGAGGAGGAGGGGGAGUCCAAGUCGUCGGCGGCGUGGAGCGGACACACGCGCAUGGUCGAGCUCGACUUUGAGGACCCGGCCACGGGCAGCGCAGCCUGCACGCUGGCCAGCUACCUCGUGCUCUCCGGCAAGGUCGCGGGCGGCGGCGGCGGCGGCAAGAAGCUCAGGUUCGACAUUGUCCAGGGGGAGCACAUGGGGAGGCGGAGCGACAUUGCCGUCGAGAUCCAUACCAAGGAGGAAGAAGAGGCAGGGAGGGAUGAUGAUGGCAGCGGGCUCUACGGCAUAGACAAGCUGUUUUUGGGCGGGACGGCAGUGCCCGUCAUGGAGGGGACCAUUACUGUGUAA
Molecule: messenger RNA, 1182 nt
Organism: Purpureocillium takamizusanense
Lineage: Eukaryota; Fungi; Ascomycota; Sordariomycetes; Hypocreales; Ophiocordycipitaceae
Exons: 1
Coding region: 1-1182 (393 amino acids)
Biological process (GO): biosynthetic process
Cellular component (GO): cytoplasm
Molecular function (GO): isomerase activity
Source: RefSeq, a predicted model, not a curated record